UACAUUUCAUUCAGAUUAGUCACACUGUGUACAUAAAAUGUUGUGAAGGACUUCGGUACAAUAAGCUUUUUCGAGGAAGCAGCUGGAUUGACUAAAACUCUUUGAUAGCACAAGUAGUGAAACUAAAAUCUAUUACACUUUUUUUUACAAUUGCCUUGUGGAACAGUUCUUGACUGAUUUAAAUGUGCAGACAAAACUUUAUAUGCAGAGUUUUUGAGUUAUUGUAUGUUUACCAGCACUCUUAAUGUUUUAUGUAUUAUUGUAUUACUAUUUAAUUCUGUGCUGGAAUAUUCUGCAGUUAAGGUAAGGUAGAGAUCCCUUUUCCUCCCUAUCUGGGUCAAGAUUUCUCUCUCUGAGUUUUGAAAAUAACGAACAACUUCAUGUAUGUCUGUAAGCAGCACUGCUACCCAAGUGCUCUUAUACCAACAGGCCUCUCCACCCAACAGUAACUUUCCACUGAGAACAAGUUGUGUUAUCACUGAAUAAUAUAAAGUGAAUAAUAUGUGUGUCUUCUAUUCUGGCACACACCCUGCCUGAGAGCUGGGUCCACACUUAGAAGUUGGUAAUAAACGUUUCAACUUUUUUUUUUGUUUAUGUAAAUUCAAAAGUUGAUUUCCACCAUAACUGGUGUACUGGCAUGAGUAUGUUUGAGAACUUUGACUUACUCUCUAUAGUUGCAUGAAACAUUAGUGCUCUGCUGACAUCAGACUUGUUAUUAUACUUGAUGAAGUUAUACAGCUAUGGGCUGACGAUGAAUUUGUUUGAUAUUCAAAAUAUGCACAUUUAUUUUGUCGGAUUAGAGAACAUUGAUCACAUUAAAAAAUCUAAAAUCUGCACCAGGGGAAAAUGUAUUGCCUUCAUAAACAAUAAGAUUGAUCAUAGUUCAUGUCAUCACGAGUCACGAGUCGUUGUGAAUAGCCUACGUUUACAAUAGAUGCUGAUCAUGGGAACAGGGAAAACUCAUGACUGAUGUGGCACAUGACACAAGAGGGGGUGGAGGCUACCUGUGAUGCCCUCUCAGACAGGGAGACACACUUGAGUUAACAGUUAGGUUGACCCCUGUGUGAGGGACCCCAUAGAUGGGUGAAGCACUUGUGUGAGGCGCUCUGGAUGGGAGAAGUACAGUUGGUGGAUGCAUGAGGAAUGACUGUGCGUGAAGCGCAAGGGUGCUCUUCCCGAAGGUUCUCACUCAUUAUGGAUGAUGGCAACAUACAUUGAAGGAAAGACUCCAUUUCCUGAAUUCACAGUCUGUAUGAUGUUGGAUGAUAUAGUAUAUGCAUACUACGACUCAAAUGAACAUAAAGUAAUACACAGAGUCAUCCGUCAGGCCUCGGACAGAAUAAUGGACACAGAGGAUAAGAAUUUUGUUAACAACUUUGUUGGAUAUGUACAUGGUGGCAUGAAAGAUCGAGCAUCUAUUAUGAAGAACUUCUUCAAUCACACAAAUGGUAUUCAUGUUUUUCAGAGAGCUGCUGGAUGUGAGCUACUGGACAAUAAUAAACCAGGAGUAAUGAUUAGUAAGGAUGCUUACAAUGGGGAGAAUGUAGAAGAACAGUAUUACGAUGUAGACCAUAAUAGUCUUCACUCAGACUGGAGGUGGCCAAAUAUGGACAGUAAAGCAUUGUCUUCUGCGGGUACCUGGCAAUACCAAAUUAUUUAUCACCCCAACUGCAUCAAAUUUCUCAAAAAACAUCUGGCCAAAAUACAGAAUCGUGUGCUGAAAAAAGUGAAGCCCAGAGUCAGGCUCCUCCAGAAGACCCUCACAGACUCUGGAGGGGCCAAAGUGACCUGCCUGGCCACUGGUUUCUACCCCCGUCACAUCAACCUGACCCUGCUCAGAGACGGCCAGCCUGUGUCUGACCACCAGAUCACUGGGGGGGAGCUGCUACCUAAUGGAGAUGAGACGUACCAGAUGAGGAAGAGCCUAGAGGUCAGCACAGAGGAACUACAGAAGCACCUGUUCACCUGCACAGCUGAACACCUCAGUCUGGACAACAAGAUCAAUAUCAACAUAGACUCUAAGCCAGAGCUCAAUGAUGUGACCUCAGUGAUUACAGUGAUUGUGGUGGUGAUAGGUGCAUGUCUGAUUGUCCUGGCAGCAGCCAUUUAUUUAAUGUGGCAACGCAAAGGAUCAAGAACAUCUCCCCAGAGCAGUUACACUAGUGCCUCUAGUAAGUAUUCAAACACAAUACUACUGCCUCCAAUAAGUAUUCAAGUUAGUUAGCUCUGUAGAACAGAAAGGGCUUUUAAUUAAACUGUGACAGGGAUCUUUCCACCGUACUUUGUGUUGUUUUGAAGUCAGCAUAACACAUUGUGUUAUUAAAGUUAAACAUUUACACAAAGUAGUGAAGAUAAGUGUCACUCUACCAUCACCUGAGCA
Molecule: messenger RNA, 2380 nt
Organism: Clupea harengus (Atlantic herring)
Lineage: Eukaryota; Metazoa; Chordata; Actinopteri; Clupeiformes; Clupeidae
Product: major histocompatibility complex class I-related protein 1-like
Biological process (GO): immune response
Cellular component (GO): external side of plasma membrane
Source: RefSeq, a predicted model, not a curated record